AAUUUCACAGCUUUUCCUUUAGGAUUGACCAGCAAAGGACAGUUUGAGCAACACUGAGACGAGUGGGUUUUAAAGUAGCUCAUGCCACUGACAGGCGCUGACGGGCAGGAAGGUUUGUUUUGGUGUUUCAGCACUGGACAGCUCUCCCCGCGUGUCUUCUACACCCAAGCACGUGCGCUGGGAAAUUAACAUCUUUUAGCAGCCGGUGGGGGUGCACGAGCAGGACGCGCAUGGCAGACUCUCCACAUCAUCAUCAUCAUCAUCCUCCUCCACACAACUGCUGCUGAAAUCUCGAGAGAUGAGCAUACCGGAGUUCCUGCUGGAAGUGUCCAUCGUGGUGAUAGCUGUAGUCUCGCUGGUGACGAAUUUGUCAGUGCUGCUAUGUUUCACCCAGAGCGCAGACUUAAGAUCGCACGUGCCGGGACUCUUCAUCCUGAACCUCUGCUUCUCCAACAUCCUCCUCGCUAUCAUCAACAUGCCCUCCACUUUCCUCGGCGUGGCCCAAAGCACAAAGCCCUUCGGGCACUUGUUCUGUCAGGCUGCCAGUUUCGCAGAGACUUUCCUCACCACUAAUGCCAUGCUGAGCAUGGCUGCGCUGGGCAUGGACAGGUGGAUCGCGGUGGUGUUCCCCCUCAGUUACUCCAGCAAGAUGCGCCACAGAGACGCACUUCUGAUCGUGGCGUACUCGUGGUUGCACUCGCUCACUUUUUCUGUCACGCAGCUGCUGAUGGACUGGGGAGGAUACAGCCACACUUAUGCCUCCUGCACUGUCCACCUGGACGGGGAGGAGAGGUCACAGGUGGCCGCCUAUGCGACCUUCACGGUGCUGUUCCACCUCGGCAGUUUUGCGCUCUGCCUGUUCGUGCUGUGCUUCGCUUACCUGAAAGUACUCAGGGUGGCCAGGUCCCACUGCAAGAGGAUAGAUGUCAUCACGGUGCAGACUCUGCUUCUGCUGGUUGACAUACAGCCCAGUGUGAAGGACAGAUGUUUGGCACAGCAGAAGAAGAGGAGGCAGCGUGCUACUAAAAAGAUUUGCAUCUUCAUCGGCUCCUUCAUCCUCUGUUUUUCACCCUAUGUCAUAACAAGGUUGUUGGAGUUGUUGCCGUCUAUACACAUCCCGCGGUACGUAGGCAUUGCCACCAAAUGUCUGUCCUACGCCAAGUCUUCCACUGAUCCCUUUGUGUACUGUUUGCUGCGGCAGCAGUACAGGAAGGUCCUGGUCAGCGUGAUAAACCGUGUUCUGGGGAAGGAUCAUUACUCGCUGUCUGCCUACAGCACGAGCAGCAUGUUGGACACCACAGAUGACAAAUACAUCACCAGGAUAACUUGAGUUUGGUGUGUUGUAGCUUUUUCUUGGUAACAAUUCAAUGCCUGCAUUGUUUUCUGCAGCAGGUUUCAAUGGUUACAGCGGCUUUGAAAAGCAGCUGUACUUUGCAUGGAGAGAGGGCGGUGCCUUGCUCAACGGCACUGGACCAUUGGACUGUUGUUGUCCACUGGCAGAAGUGAAUGCUCGAUGAGACGUCACCGGUCUGUGAUGUUUGUCAAAGGCCCUUCACAGACAGUUGUUUCCACAGGGCUCAUCAGGUUUGCCAACGGAACACUGCACCAUAUGUUUGCUAUUACCAUCAAUGUCAAUGUUUUCAGUUUUCUUGAACUUGUCCUCAUGUUUCAAUGAACAGCUGGACAAAUGUUUGAUCUACUGACUGUUUUGAAUCUACUAUUAAUGCUUGUGCCAUUGUUUAACAC
Messenger RNA from Solea solea (common sole), 1746 nucleotides. Its product is annotated as G-protein coupled receptor 26-like. Lineage: Eukaryota; Metazoa; Chordata; Actinopteri; Pleuronectiformes; Soleidae. Gene Ontology annotation, biological process: adenylate cyclase-activating G protein-coupled receptor signaling pathway. Gene Ontology annotation, cellular component: membrane. The transcript has 3 exons. Gene Ontology annotation, molecular function: G protein-coupled receptor activity. The record is from RefSeq and is a predicted model, not a curated record. Bases 299 to 1330 code for a protein of 343 amino acids.